AAGAAUGACUGCCUGUUGUCAAACAAAGAUGAGAAAUUACUGGAGAAGAGAGCAGAAUCUGAACAAAAUGAAGUCUAUGAGAUAUCUUCAGGAGAUGAGGACUGCUCCAGAGGAAUGAAAAAGUGGAUUACAGAAUACCAUCAAAGUAGACCAGGGUUAAACAUAUUGCAACAAAGGAUUGAUGAUUUUAUAAUUGCUUACGACGAACAAGAGGAGCAGGCAAGAAAAGAAAGCGAAGCCCUUGCUGCUGAAGGUGGAUGGACUGUUGUGGUACAUCACAAGGGUCGGAAAAAGACAACAGAUACUGAAAGUGGAAUUACUGUGGGUUCUGUUGCCCAUGCUGCUGUUCUGGAAAAUAUGGCCAAGAAGAAAAGUAAAGAUGUUGGGUUAGAUUUCUACUGGUUCCAGAAAAGAGAGGCCCAGAGGAAUGAGAUUAUGACACUUCAAAGCAAAUUCGAGCAGGAUAAAAAGCGGAUACAGCAAUUGAGGGCUGCAAGAAAGUUCCGGCCCUACUGAAUGCUGCAGACAAUCUACAAAGAAAGAUCAAUGGCCAAAGCAUCUCACCUGUUCUUUUGAUUAUUAGAAUUUUAUGUUUGAGGGAGGAUGGUUCAUUACCUUAACAAUUGAAAACCUUGCUUUCUUUCCCUUCCUUUUUUUGUUUGUAGGAAUGAUGAGAAAAACCAAUUGCACGAUGAUUUAAUGUGAUACAUGUACCGUUUUGAGAUCAAUUACAAAGAUGCUUAAGUUUUGGAAUUAUUUA
Molecule: messenger RNA, 760 nt
Organism: Camellia sinensis
Lineage: Eukaryota; Viridiplantae; Streptophyta; Magnoliopsida; Ericales; Theaceae
Source: RefSeq, a predicted model, not a curated record